Perognathus longimembris pacificus (Pacific pocket mouse) is the source of this 3801-nucleotide messenger RNA. RefSeq names its product tripartite motif containing 62 (gene Trim62). Gene Ontology annotation, molecular function: protein binding; zinc ion binding. The record is from RefSeq and is a predicted model, not a curated record. NCBI's taxonomy places the organism in Eukaryota, Metazoa, Chordata, Mammalia, Rodentia, Heteromyidae. The transcript is spliced from 5 exons. Bases 615 to 2042 code for a protein of 475 amino acids. Gene Ontology annotation, biological process: innate immune response; positive regulation of canonical NF-kappaB signal transduction.
UCCGGGUUGAGAGGCUGCGCUGGACCGAAGCGGUGGCCGCGGAGCCGGCGUGGGUAAGGGGCCGCGCCAGGCCGGGAUCUGUGGCGGGGAUCAGGCAGCCGAGCGCGCCAGCACCCUCCUCCUCUGCCCGGCACGGCCGCGGUACAACUCGCUCUGGCCUCCUCCUCCCCCAGAAUUUCCCAUCUUCAGCUUUCCCCCCUCCCCCAACUGCCCCCGCCGGGAGAUUGCAAACCCCCUAUGUCCUCCGCCCCCUUCCUGGGUCUCCUUUUCCCAGCACCCAUCCCUGCGGACUGUCCUGUUCUCUGAAGCCUUCUCGCCAGGAGCAUCUACCCUCAGACACCUUCGGCCUGUCCCCUCCGGCACCCAUCGCUCUGGGGCACCCACUACCACGAGACCGCCCUCCCGGGCUCGCAUCUCGGGGGGUCUCCACCCCGCGCCCCGUCCUCGUAUCCUCUCCUCCCCGGGCUGUAUCCCACUCCCUCUCUGGUAGCUGCAGCCCGUGUCGCCACGGGCCCGGCCCCCGCUCGGCUCCCCGGGUGCCGCCCCCGGCCGCGCCGCGCUCGGCUCGCCGCUCCCCGGCCUCUCGGGUCCCCCAACCCGCCGCCCCCGGCGCCAUGGCCUGCAGCCUCAAGGACGAGCUGCUGUGCUCCAUCUGCCUGAGCAUCUACCAGGACCCGGUGAGCCUGGGCUGCGAGCACUACUUCUGCCGCCGCUGCAUCACGGAGCACUGGGUGCGGCAGGAGGCUCAGGGCGCUCGCGACUGCCCCGAGUGCCGGCGCACGUUCGCGGAGCCCGCGCUCGCGCCCAGCCUGAAGCUGGCCAACAUCGUGGAGCGCUACAGCGCCUUCCCGCUGGACGCCAUCCUCAGCGCGCGCCGCGCCGCGCGGCCCUGCCAGGCGCACGACAAGGUCAAGCUCUUCUGCCUCACCGACCGCGCGCUGCUCUGCUUCUUCUGCGACGAGCCCGCGCUGCACGAGCAGCACCAGGUUACCGGCAUAGACGAUGCCUUCGAGGAGCUGCAGAGGGAACUGAAGGAGCAGCUUCAGGCCCUACAGGACAGCGAACGGGAGCACACCGAGGCACUGCAGCUGCUCAAGCGCCAGCUGGCUGAGACCAAGUCUUCCACUAAGAGCCUGCGGACCACCAUUGGUGAGGCCUUCGAGCGCCUGCACCGGCUGUUGCGAGAGCGGCAGAAGGCCAUGCUGGAGGAACUGGAGGCUGACACAGCCCGCACGCUGACUGACAUUGAGCAGAAGGUCCAGCGAUACAGCCAGCAGCUACGGAAGGUGCAGGAGGGCGCCCAGAUUCUGCAGGAGCGGCUGGCUGAAACGGACCGGCACACCUUUCUGGCAGGCGUGGCCUCCCUGUCUGAGCGACUCAAAGGGAAAAUCCAUGAGACCAACCUGACAUACGAAGACUUCCCGACCUCUAAAUACACAGGCCCGCUGCAGUACACCAUCUGGAAGUCUCUGUUCCAGGACAUCCACCCAGUGCCUGCUGCCCUGACCCUGGAUCCAGGCACUGCCCACCAGCGCCUGAUCCUGUCUGAUGACUGCACCAUCGUGGCUUAUGGGAACCUACACCCACAGCCGCUGCAGGACUCACCAAAGCGCUUCGACGUGGAGGUAUCGGUGCUUGGUUCUGAAGCCUUCAGUAGUGGUGUUCACUACUGGGAGGUGGUGGUGGCGGAGAAGACCCAAUGGGUGAUCGGGCUGGCACACGAGGCUGCCAGCCGCAAGGGCAGCAUCCAGAUCCAGCCAAGCCGUGGCUUCUACUGUAUCGUCAUGCAUGACGGCAACCAGUACAGCGCCUGCACGGAGCCCUGGACACGGCUCAAUGUCCGGGACAAGCUUGACAAGGUGGGUGUCUUCCUGGACUAUGACCAGGGCCUGCUCAUCUUCUACAAUGCCGAUGACAUGUCCUGGCUCUACACCUUCCGUGAGAAGUUCCCCGGGAAGCUCUGCUCCUACUUCAGCCCCGGCCAGAGCCACGCCAAUGGCAAGAAUGUCCAGCCAUUGCGGAUCAACACUGUACGCAUCUAGUCCAGGCUCAGGAGGAGGGCCACAGCCUCAUGAGGCCACUACCACCAGCAAGCACCCUUCCUAGCAGAUGUGAGGCCUGGACUCGAGCCACCACGGCCACUCUGAGACCUCAAGCUGGUAAUUCAUCCUCCAGCUGCCUUGUCCUGUCCUGUGACAUGGAGAUUGUGUUCCAUGAUUCUUAAAUUCUCUCAGCAAUGAUGUUUUGUUGUCCUGACCUUGGCAUGGCCUCUCAGGGCAGCCUCUGCCCACCCUCAUCCCCAUCCCCUCAAGGCCUGGGGACUCCUUCCCUCUACCUCCCUUCUGUUGAGCUGCCCUUGGCCUUGGGAUGUUUAUUGGAAGUGGCCAAUAGUUGGCAGCCUAAAAGACAUAUAAAAUCCUCUCAUGCUCAUGGCCUAAAACAUGACCCUGACUAAGUCUUGACCUCAGACCACAGUGGACAUGGGCAGUAGCUGGCCCUAGGGUUGCUUAAGAACCACCUUCUACCUACCUUGUACGAAGAGCUUGUGGUUUCUCCUUUUCAUGGUCUGCAAGUCAGAGAUGACAGUGCUGUCUCUGGAAGGCACCCAGUAGUUGAGCCCACAUAUUAAGUUAUUGUGUCACUUUCCUGUCCACUGCCUAAAGGCAGAGAAGGGCUCCCCAGAGGCUGAAGUAGAGCCCAUUAACUAAAGACACCUGAAGGACAUGCCAUCACUGAUUGGUCACUGUCCCCAGAAGCUCUGGACCAGCCAGGCCUCGGUGACCUGCUAGGAUGCAGAGAGGCCACUAGGAGCGGUUGUUGGAGGAUCUGAGGAACCGUUUUCAGCCUUGGCAUCUCUCUUGCUUAGAAUCCUGCUGCAAAAACAAGAGCCACUUUAGCUGGCUUAAUUAGACAAGGAUUUCUAUCAGCCCCCUGGUGGCUUGCAAAAUUAUUCAACAGGCUGAAUGAGCAGUCCUUACUGAAGUGAAUGUCCAGAACAAUCCCCAGCUGCCAGAUUUACCAUGUCUAUCAUGACCAGGAAAGCUGCCCCCAUUUGUGGAAAGCCCCUGACCGGAGACAUUUGCUCCUACUGCCACUGUCCGCACCAGCAAGUGGUUGUUCUGAGGCCUGCCUGCCUUUCUCCACUUAUCUCAGGUCCCAAACACCUAUCUGCAGGGGAUUCUGUUGAUGAAAAUUUCCAUCAGAACACCACUGUGCGCUGCAAAGGAUUCUGGGAAAUGUAGUUUUCUUUCCAACCUCAGCCAUACUAAAACAUGUAGCCGUUGAACCAAGUCCAUCUGUACCUUUUGUCACAGCAUCCAGUCAUGAAGAACAGGAUCCACCUGUGGCCUUGGCUUUGAAGCAGCACAUCCUGGAGAUGUACUGCUGUAACUGGAGAUACCUGAAGGACAUGUAUCACAGAAUGAUCAAAGUCCUCGGCAGCUUCUAGACAAGGACUAUCAUCAGCCAGGCAUUGGGGAUGUUCUAGGAUGCAGACAGGCUGGCAACUAUAGGUGGAAAGCCAAAAGUGAGCCUGCAAGAUCAAGCCAAAAUGUCUCACCCUUGGCCUAAUCCUGGGGCUUCAGUUCUGUGCUUGGGUGCCUGAACAAACCCAUCUGAAAAGAGCCAGAAUAGCUGAACUUGACUCUCACUACUGCCGCACACUGGGGCCUUCUAUGAGCAAGAGGGCCCCAUCCCACCCCCUCAACUCCCAGAAACUGGGCCACCUCCAGCAGUAUUUUUAUUUAUACAUUGCCCAUUUUGUGAGUUAUGGUCAAUUUUUAUUAAAGUUAUAGGAUGCCA